Molecule: messenger RNA, 1053 nt
Organism: Salvia hispanica
Lineage: Eukaryota; Viridiplantae; Streptophyta; Magnoliopsida; Lamiales; Lamiaceae
Gene: NPU
Product: ATP-dependent helicase/deoxyribonuclease subunit B
Source: RefSeq, a predicted model, not a curated record
ACAUCGACCAAUUCCAGUGGUCAAUUAAAUUCAAUUGGAAAGUUAUCGGCGAAGGCUUGGCUGGAAUCUCCUCAACUUCAAUGGCGGCGGCGCUGUUUCUCCUCUUACUGAGUUUGGGGAUACCGAGUUCACUUGCUUAUCGACCCGGGGAUAUAGUUCCUAUGAGUCGAAUGGGCCAAUAUCACGCUUCCAGAACAGUUUGGCACGACAUGAUCGGUAGACAUUGCCCGAUUUUCGCGGUUAAUCGCGAGGCGUUGAUUCCUAUACCUAAGCCCACUGGAUAUACUGGUGCUGAUCCGUACAAAAUAUCAUUUCAAGUUGGUCAAGAGAAAUUUUAUGUUCCUUGGCUUUUUGUUAUCAACCGAAAGAGUUCUGAAGUCCCAAUGAUUGAGAUGCAUCUGAGGUACUCAGGAGCUGAUUUGCUUGGUGUCUCGUCAAAAGUUGUAGAUAUGCCAAACAAAUAUGUAGAACUUCAUCCCGACAUCCGUAAACAAUUUUGGGAUCAGCAAGUAUGGCCAAAACAUAUUCUUGUCAGAUACACCUGGGAGGAGCAGUCCGAGAUGGAUGUGGCUUCUGGAUUUUAUGUUCUCUUUGGAUCAGGGCUGAUGCUUUCUUUCAUUCUCUCAAUCUAUGUCUUACAAUCAUCAAAAGAUAAACUGGCAAGGUUUGUGCAGGAGACAGUAGCUGAAAGUAGCAUGCCUGCUGGAGGUGUUGCUAAAGUUGAAUGACCUUUCUUGAAAUACAAGUCGUGCAGGGUUGACAUAGUCUACUGCAGUCAUAUGGUGAGCAGUGUGAGCUAACAUAGUGUGUAGGGAUCGAGAGGUCUGCCUUGUGACACAAAGUAUAUGGUAAUGAUGCAGCGAGCAAAAUUGUGCCAAGAAAAUCUAGUCAUUGAAUAGAUUAAAAUACGGGCAUUGUCUAAAAAUGGUUUGACGGAGAAGGUAAUAACUUCAAUUAUUCCUUUGUGAUAUAAGAUUUUCCUGUUAGGAUUUUGUGGACGAUGAAUUGAUGAUUAUGAAUAUGGAGUAAAGAAAUAUAUACGCUUUUGGAAAA